Messenger RNA from Postia placenta MAD-698-R-SB12, 546 nucleotides. RefSeq lists its product as hypothetical. The transcript has 3 exons. NCBI's taxonomy places the organism in Eukaryota, Fungi, Basidiomycota, Agaricomycetes, Polyporales, Adustoporiaceae. The coding region runs from base 1 to 546 and encodes 181 amino acids. The record is from RefSeq and is a predicted model, not a curated record.
AUGUCCGGCGAAUCCAUAACCUCACAGCGCCACAAUGACUAUGUCGGCGGUGAUGCCAGUCAAGGCCGCAUCCCUGGCGCAAACAAGGCGACCACAGGUCACCAAUACGCGUCGGUCUUCCCCAAAGAAAAUCGCCCGGAAGAGCACCUUCCGCCGCCCACUGGACGGGAUGCGCCUCCGGCCGCGGACGUACCCCCACAGGGCCGCAACAUCCGCCAAAUCAUCCCAGGAGAUCAACAGCAAAAUGUAACAUCCGAUGACAGGUCCCAUCUGGAGCGGCUCACCGCCGCGCGCACGAUCGACGCGCCGUACCCAUUGCCCCCGGCACCCGGCUCGCACACAGUCAUCGACCGUGAUCCCUUCGCAACGCCUACCACAGCAGGCGAUACGCUCACGGGUGCGACGAGUGCCGAUGUCUACAACGGCCUUGGGCAUCCUGGGUCCGGCAUGAGCAGCGCGGAGGCGCACCAUGAUGGUCGCGAACAUAGGAAGCGGCAGGGCCAGGGCGUUUCAACACUCGGCAGUGGCGAGAUCCCGAGAGAGUAG